AUGUAUAUCAAGACGCUCACUAUUCAGGGAUUCAAGUCCUACCGAGACCAGACGCAGAUUGAACCCUUCUCACCAAGACACAAUGUCGUAGUAGGGCGUAAUGGGUCGGGGAAGAGUAAUUUCUUCGCAGCCAUCCGUUUCGUACUUUCCGACGCAUACACCUCCAUGACUCGCGAAGAGCGGCAGUCCCUUCUCCACGAAGGUGUCUCUACCGCCCAAACACUCUCCGCGUUCGUCGAGAUUGUCUUCGACAACUCCGACAACCGUUUCCCAACCGGCAGGGAGGAAGUCAUCCUCCGACGGACCAUCGGUCUCAAGAAGGAUGAAUACAGCUUGGACAAGAAGAGCGCGAGCAAGGCCGACGUCAUGAACCUGCUCGAGAGUGCCGGCUUCAGCAAGAGCAAUCCGUACUACAUUGUACCGCAGGGGCGAAUCACGGCUCUCACGAACGCGAAGGACCACGAGCGCCUUGCGCUCCUCAAGGAAGUGGCGGGUACGAAGGUAUACGAGCAGCGGCGGUCCGAAUCUCUGCGCAUCAUGGCGGAGACCGAUUCGAAGCGGUCAAAGAUCGCAGAGUUGCUCGAGUACAUCGACACGCGUCUUACCGAGCUAGAAGAGGAGAAGGAGGAACUGAAGGAGUUCCAGGAGAAGGACAAGGAGCGGCGCUGUCUAGAGUACGCCCUCUACCAGCGCGAGCUCGAGGAAGUCGGUGCAGCCCUGGAGGAGAUUGAAGAGGAGCGCCGGGGAGAGGUCCACAGCGCGAAUAUCCGACGUGAGCAGUUCACAGACAGGGAGAAGCAAGUCCAGAACCUCGAGCGCUCCCUCGCUCAGAUCAGGACAAACCUGACCACGCUCGCGCUUACGCGUCAAGGAGCCCAGUCUGAACUGACAGACCUCGUGCGCUCCCGUACCGAACUAGAGUGCACGGUUGCCGACCUCCGGCUUGCUGUGCAACGCGCAGGCGGCCAAAGGGAGGCGUUGGAAGAGGAGCUCGCGACCGUCGAGGACCAAGUGACGCAGAAGGAGGACGCAAUCGCAGAGCUCACCCCCGAGUGGGAUCGCGUGCGAGGCCUUGAGAGCGAGGAGAAGCGGCGCCUGGACGAAGCCCGGGCAAGGCUCGAUGCCCUGUACGCGAAGCGCGGACGGCUGGACAAGUUCCGCACGAAAGCGCAGCGCGACCAGUUUCUCCGAGCCGAGAUCGCAAGCAUGGAGGCGUUUCGUGGGACACAGGACCGCGCGCUGGCGGGGCUCCAGGAGGAGCUGGCGCGCGCGAAGGAGUCGCUCAAGGAGGUUAACGAGAACAUCGCCGCUACGCAACAGAAGGCUGGGGACGGGCGCGACCGAGUGCGCCAGUUGGGCGAGACUAUCGCGGAGCUCAAGGAUAAGCAAGCCGAAGAUACGGAGCGACGUAAGGAGCUGUGGCGCGAAGACACGAAACUCGAGUCGAUGGUCACGCAUGCAGCCGACGAACUACGUGGCGCUGAGAGGACGCUGGCGAGCAUGAUGGACAAGGACACCGGUACGGGCCUGCGCACCAUCGACCGGAUAGUAGCAGAGCGCCCUAAUUUCGACGGGGUGUACGGACCUCUGUACCGCCUGUUCGAAAUCACCGACGACAAGUUCAACAUCGCUGUCGAGCUAACCGCUGGAAACAGCUUGUUCCACGUCGUGGUUGACACAGACGAGACCGCCUCCCGCGUACUCGACAUCAUGAUGCGCGAGAAGAAUGGCCGAGUGACCUUCAUGCCGCUCAACCGCCUCAAACCCAAAGUCCCCCCGGCGCCCAAUGCGCAAGACGCGAUCCCCUUACUUGACAAGCUGCGCUACGACCAGAAGCACGCCAAGGCGUUCGAGCAGGUCUUCGGCAAGACGUGCGUCUGCCGCGACCUUACAAUCGCCGCCGCGUACGUGAAGAGCCACGGGAUCAACACGAUUACGCUCGACGGUGACAAGGUCGACCGCAAGGGUGCGUUGACGGGCGGAUACCACGACGUGCGGCGCUCGCGCAUUGAGGCAAUCCGGAACGUCACCACUUGGCGCGCGAAGUACGACGAGGGCCGCGCACGCCUGCAGGAGGUCAAGACGACGAUCGCCACGCUCGAGCAGACGAUCACACGCACGGCGGGCCAGAUCCAAGUACAGACCGCCCAGCAGGCGCAGGCGCGCGCGUCAAGGGAGGGCAUCGCGGAGGAGAUGGCGGUCCUGUUCCGUGAACGCGAGCGGCAGACGGCGCGCAUUGCGCGCUUGGAGACCGAGAUUGACGAGCUCAACUCGGAGUUGAGCGGCCUUCGGGCGCGGAUCGAUGGGUUCCGGGCGGAGCAUGCGAGCCCGAUGGCGCAGAACCUGACGAGCGCGGAGGAGGACCUGAUUGAGCAGCUCGGACGUGACAUCGAGCAGCGUCAGAAAGCCCUGGUCGAGCUGGGAAAACAGAAGAACGAACUUGGAGGCCGCAAGAACAUCCUCGAGAUCGAGCUCAACGAGGGUCUUGUAAGACGACGCGAAGAGCUUCGCCUCAAGAUCGAGACCCUUGGCGCCUCAGAAGCAGGCGACAGCGGCUCAGAGGAGGCAUUGGACGCGAAAGCCCGCGAGCUGAAGGCUCUCAACAACACCAUCGACUCCCUCACCAAGAAGAUCCAAGACACUGAAAAGGAGGUCGAGAGGGCCAACCAGCAGCUGCAGGAGCAACGAUCUGAGCUGGAGAAGAUCCAGAACCAGCAGUCGGAGGACGUCCGCGGUAUCUCGAAGCAGCAGAAGAGCACAGAGCGGUAUCUAGCGAAGCGCCAGAUGCUGCUCAACCGCAAGGACGAAUGCAACAGGAAUAUCCGUGACCUCGGCGUCCUCCCAGAAGAGGCUUUCGAGAAGUACACCAAAGACAAGCUCGAUCGCUUGGUUAAGAAGCUGCACACCGUGAACGAGGGCCUGAAGAAGUUCGCCCACGUCAACAAGAAGGCGUUCGAGCAGUACAACAACUUCACGAAGCAGCGCGACCAGCUCAUCCAGCGCCGCGAAGAUCUUGACAAGUCCGCGCAGUCGAUCGAAGAGCUCGUCGAGGUCCUCGAUCAGCGUAAGGACGAGGCUAUCGAGCGCACGUUCAAGCAGGUCGCGAAGAACUUUGAAGAGGUGUUCGAGAAGCUUGUGCCCGCCGGGAGAGGUCGGCUGGUUAUCCAGAGACGCAUCGACCAGGACGAGGAAGACGCAGAAGAGGCUGAUGAGACUCAGCAAAGCUCCAUCGAGAACUAUACCGGCGUCUCUAUCCGGGUGUCUUUCAACUCCAAGGUCGAUGAGGGUCUCAGGAUUCAGCAGCUAUCUGGUGGUCAGAAGUCUCUAGUUGCGCUUGCCACUGUGUUUGCGAUCCAGAAGUGCGACCCUGCACCAUUCUACCUCUUCGAUGAGAUCGAUGCCAAUCUCGACGCUCAAUACCGAACAGCCGUAGCUGGCAUGAUUCACGAACUCUCGAGCACCGCUCAAUUCAUUACGACCACCUUCCGACCGGAGAUGUUGGCGACCGCGGACAAGUUCUACGGCGUGCUGUUCAACAACCAGAAAGUCAGCACCAUCCGCGCCAUCAACCGGGACGAGGCCAUGCAGUUCGUUGAGCAAGAAGCUCAAGCUCAAUGAUGUGUUAGCUUUACCUUUAUUUCUUGCACCCCUUCUCUUGCUGUUGUCAUGCUAUCGUCAUGUAUCCUGUACCAAGAGUAUUUGUACCAAUAGUGUCUCCCC
This is a messenger RNA of Trametes versicolor FP-101664 SS1, 3720 nucleotides long. RefSeq names its product structural maintenance of chromosome protein 3. Gene Ontology annotation, cellular component: chromosome. The record is from RefSeq and is a predicted model, not a curated record. The transcript is spliced from 16 exons. NCBI's taxonomy places the organism in Eukaryota, Fungi, Basidiomycota, Agaricomycetes, Polyporales, Polyporaceae. Gene Ontology annotation, molecular function: ATP binding; ATP hydrolysis activity; protein binding. The coding region runs from base 1 to 3618 and encodes 1205 amino acids. Gene Ontology annotation, biological process: mitotic sister chromatid cohesion.